This is a messenger RNA of Prorocentrum cordatum, 1951 nucleotides long. The record is from the annotation of a GenBank genome assembly. NCBI's taxonomy places the organism in Eukaryota, Dinophyceae, Prorocentrales, Prorocentraceae.
AUGGAGGCGCUUGCCGGCGCAGACGACGCCGGGUUCCGGCGCCAGUGGCGUUGCGGCGGCGCAUCCGCGGUCUUGCUCUGCUACGCGCCCAGGGUCCGGCCCGCGGGCCAUGGGCGCGCCCGCAAGCUCACGCGACGCCGUGCCUGGUUCUGCCCCGGCAGCCGCAUCCAGCGGGGGCUCCAGUGCUGCAGUUGCGACAAGGGGCACAUGUAUAAGUACUGGCGUGGGUACGUUGAGUCCCCUUCUGGGAAUGGCCAGGGCGGUUUCACGAAGAGGGUGGAUACCGGUUGUCCUGCGUCAGAGAUCUUCAUGCUCAACAAGUCUUUCGGCGUGCAUGAUCAGUGGGCGCAGCGGUGGGCCUGCCGCUUGUACGCGCACAGGGCGCCCUUCCUUGGAGAGGCCCAGAUCUUGCGGGCGUUGGAACCAGAAGUCGCCACGGAGACUCUGGAGCAAUCGCUGGAAUCCGCAUGGGUGCGGCACCAGAUGUGGCAGAGAUCUUUGGAGCGCGAGGGCGCUCGCGCUGCCCUGGCAAGCUCUUUGUUGGAAUUGCCUCUGGAGAGCUUCCUGCAGAGUUGCGCAUCCUGGCACCGCCCUCUCAUGAAGGAGCGCCGCCUCCGCGCGUGGCGGGCCAGCGGAGACAGGAUGGACAUCGUCUGCGUCGACGGCAACGCCAAGCUGCACCGGCGAUCGUGCGGCGCGCCGUGCGCCGAGGCCGUUUACCACGACGCCCUGGACUUGCACUUGGUGCGUGGUUGCCCAGAGUCGCCUUUGCAGAAAGGAGUGCUUUGCCGGCGUCACCAGGAGCUCGCCGACCGCCCUGCCCUCGCCGGAGAAAUCGAAGCGCACCGCGUGCGGGCGCCCCUGUCCGCCAUGGCUUACCUCGACGUUGAAGUGCGAAUGACGGGCUUCGCUAAUUGGCAGCCCGCGUGCACGGUCCCCGACUCGACCGUGCAAGCGUAUUUCGCUAAGAAUGCAGAACAGCGCUAUUGCUUUUUGGCAGACGUGGCAAGUGCCGUCCCGGAGCUCAAGGCGCUCGUGCACGACGACGCGUGCCGCGUGCGUUUAUUCGCCAAGGGCAGGGCGGAGGGCGCAGCGCCCGGCAGCCUGGCCGUUCGCCUGGGCCAGUUUCGGUACGUCGUCGACCGACCCCACAGCAAAGGGCACGUCGAUGCCACGUGCAAGGCGGAAUGCUUCCCAGACGUGCCCGCGAACGCUGCCGCCCUGGGUGAUUUCCCCACGCCGAUAUGCGAGUCUGUCAACGCGCAGCUGUCGCCCUUGGCGCACACCGUACACCACAUGGGGCGGUGGGUCUGCGACUUCAUCGUGGGCGAAUGCGUGGACGUUCACAAUGAGUUGCGCGCCCAGGAAGCGGCGCGCGGGGCUGCCAGGGCGGCCCGGAAGGCAGCCCGGCUCGACCGCGCGCUUCCCCCACGCCCGGUGCCCGCAGAGAUUCCCGCCGCGGGCUCGGCCCCGGCAGGAGCGCCCGCGUGCGCGGGCAGGGCAGCGGCCGCGGGCGCCGCCCCGGAUGCGGCGCAGGCGAUUAUCGCGCGCCGGAGGCUCUUGCCGGUUUGGGCAGCUGCUCUCGCUGACGGCGAGAAGUUUUUCGAGUGCCAUGGGUAUUUUAAAGGGCACCCUGGGAACACAAUGGCUUUCGCAUGCCCUGGGGCCCGGGUCAUUUUCGGGAAGGACACCGCUGCCGGAGUUGCGGUCUGCGCUGGGCCAGCGCAGCGCGGCUGCAAUGCCGACGACGCGCAGCGCUUGCUCCGCGCGAUUCCGGAGCGCCUCCGUGACGAGCUGACCGCGUACCUCGCCCCAGCUCUCUCGUUCGACGUCCUGCACAUGGGCGCUGUCUUCGAUCUCCGCCCCUCGGCGUUGACGUGGCCCGCGCUUGAGGAGGCGCUUGCCGCGCAGCCGCUGCUGCAGAAUCAAGGCUUCCCGCGCUUCCACGGUG